Dovyalis caffra is the source of this 1740-nucleotide messenger RNA. The record is from the annotation of a GenBank genome assembly. Lineage: Eukaryota; Viridiplantae; Streptophyta; Magnoliopsida; Malpighiales; Salicaceae.
AUGUCAUCGGGCACCGAAAGCAGCAGUAGUGCUACUCCUCUAAUGGAAGCGGUAGAAGACAUUGUUAAUGGCUCCGUUGACUACAAAGGCAACCCAGUUCACCGAUCAACUUCUGGUAGCUGGAGAUCAGCUUCUUUCAUUAUAGCUGUGGAAGUGGCGGAGAGGUUUGCAUAUUAUGGGAUCUCUUCGAACCUUAUCAUGUAUUUGACGGGUCCUCUUGGUCAGUCGACGGCCAGUGCUGCUGCCAAUGUUAAUACAUGGUCUGGCACAGCCACGUUGCUGCCCCUUUUGGGAGCUUUUGUUGCUGAUUCUUUUCUUGGCCGUUACCGGACUAUUAUUGUUGCUUCUCUCAUCUACGCCUUGGGACUAGGAAUGUUGACAUUAGCAGCCGUUCUACCAUCCGUUAAUGUCCAUGGCUGUCAAAACACCAAAAAUGUCUCAAAGUGUUCUCCUCCUCAGUUUCAAGUAAUAUUGUUCUUCUUCUCUAUAUAUCUAGUAGCAGUUGGCCAGGGUGGGCACAAGCCCUGCGUUCAGGCAUUUGGGGCUGAUCAAUUUGAUGAACAAGAUCCAAACGAGAUUAAAGCUAAAAGCUCAUUUUUCAAUUGGUGGUAUUUUGGCAUAGCACUGGGCACUAUCGUAACACUUGUGGUAUUAGUCUACAUCCAAGAUAACCUUAGUUGGGCCCUUGGAUUUGGAAUCCCUUGUAUUGUGAUGGUAGCUGCCCUGCUUGUUUUCUUGCUUGGAAGCAGAACUUACAGGUAUAGUGUUAAUAGGAAUGAGAAAAAUCCAUUUAUGAGAAUUUGUCGGGUGAUUGCUAGAGCAAUUAGGAACAGGAAGACUACUCCUCCUCCAGUUAUACCUGGUGAAGAUGAUGCUAGCCAGUGGCAUCAAAGUUCAGAGCAAUUCAACUUCUAUUGUGGAAGGUUCCUCAACAAAGCGUUGGUUGCACGAGAUGGUUCAUUAGAAGAUCAGAAGGGGUGCAGUGUCAAAGAUGUGGAAGACACAAAAGCGUUGUUGAAACUAGUUCCAAUAUGGAUCACAAGUUUGGCAUAUGCAAUUGUGUUUGCACAAACCACAACUUUAUUCACAAAGCAAGGAGCUACAAUGGACAGAACAAUUGUCUCAAGCUUCAAAGUUCCAGCUGCUUCGCUUCAAACCUUCAUUGGGUUUGCCAUCAUUAUCUUUAUUCCAGUAUACGACCGCAUUAUUGUGCCUAUAGCGCGAGGUCUAACCCAGAAACCUUCUGGCAUUACAAUGCUUGAAAGAAUGGGAACAGGAAUGGUUUUCUCUGCAAUUUCCAUGGCAACUGCAGCUCUAGUUGAAAUGAAAAGACUUGAAACUGCUAAAGAGCAUGGGCUGGUUGAUCUUCCUAAUGUGACGGUUCCAAUGAGCAUUUGGUGGUUGGUUCCUCAGUAUAUUCUCUGCGGUGUUGCUGAUGUGCUCACCAUUGUUGGACUCCAAGAAUUUUUCUAUGAUCAGGUCCCAAAGGAACUAAGGAGUGUUGGUGUCUCACUCUACCUUAGUAUCCUAGGAGCAGGAAGCUUUUUAAGUAGCUUUCUUAUCACUAUAAUUAAUGAAGCAACGGGUGGAGAUGAUAAACAGAGCUGGUUUGCAAACAAUCUCAACAAGGCACACCUUGAUUAUUUCUAUUGGCUACUUGCCGGUCUUAGUGCAGUGGGAUUCAUUGCCUACUUGCAUUUUGCUAGAUCCUACAUUUAUAAAACGGAAAGUACAGGUUAG